Messenger RNA from Penaeus chinensis, 2438 nucleotides. RefSeq lists its product as uncharacterized. The transcript has 2 exons. The record is from RefSeq and is a predicted model, not a curated record. NCBI's taxonomy places the organism in Eukaryota, Metazoa, Arthropoda, Malacostraca, Decapoda, Penaeidae. Bases 289 to 792 code for a protein of 167 amino acids.
GAUGUAAUCGAUGACGUGACCAAUGACCAUGACGUAAUCAAUAACCGGAAUCAUUAAUGAUGGCUAGCAUGCACACCUCACGGUCGUACAUGGCGCAUCAUAUCAGAAAGUAGGCAUAAAUAUGCUCGGUUUUGGUGAGGAGUGCCGUCAGCCCAUUUAUUUUUCCUUCGAACAUUAGUAAUAAUGAGACUAAUUUCAUACCUGUUAUAACAUGUGCUCUACUUUUAAAAUGAACUCAUACUGAUUGUAUUUAGGUUAGCUCUCUCGUCCCUCUCCCCCCCAAACAAAAUGCAUGUGGAUUUAUAUGAAAUCAUAUAUGGAUGUAUAUUAAAUAAUCUCUCCGUCGACGCGGGCCGCAAGAACCUCGCUUUCGACCCUCAAGAGGAGACAGAAGCCCUUCUUGACGUCGACAUCGAAGCGGCAUCGCGUGGAAACCCAGCCGAUCAGAGAGAGAAUUAUUCAGUCCCUGUGCAACCGUAUCAAGCGCAAACCUAUGUUAAAUAUCCCCAAUCCGAUGCAGGGAGAUUGGCUAAUCCUCCUUCGCAUCAUGCAGAAUCCGACGUGAAAUUUUCCCAGUCUGAUGCAGGGGGAUUGGCUAAUCCUCCUCCGCAUCAUACAGAAUCCGACGUUAGAUUUUCCCAAUCCGAUGCAGGGGGAUUGGCUAAUCCUCCUCCUGGAUUUGGUGUGGAUAAUGAGCUAAUCAGCAUAUCACCAUCAGCACGAUCUCACUCGACCCGACGUCCCGAUGAAACUCCAAUCCGGGAAUUACUCGUUAAGCACACACAUUCUUGAAAUGUUUAUUAUUAUUAUUGUUGUUGUUGUUUUUGUUGUCAUUAUUAUACCACUCAUAAAUUCUCUUUUUUAUUAAUAUAUUAAUAAAUUCUCGAUCAUUUCAUACGCGAUACAGUGCACGAACUCAUUCCCAUUCCUAUCAUUAAAUUAUAUUGCCACUGUAAGGAGGUUUCAUAAUUACUCUACGUAGGUUAGGGGAAGGAAAAGGAUAAUAGAUAUUAAGGAAAAGCAAUUCAGCGAUAUAUACACCAUUAAGUAUUCCUGUUUUUAUACAAAAAAUAUGUGUAAUAAAACCAAAGAGAUACUUGCGAGAAUUACUUAACCAUAUAGCCUUUUUCUUACAUUAUAUCAUCUAGUUGGUAAAGAAAAAAAAAAUGUUUGAUCGACAGGGUAUAGUUUUCAAGCAACAAAGUAAUGUGUAAGUUUAUGCGACUUGAGCGUCUUGCACAUUUUGCAUUUGUUUAGCUAUGACUAUGUUUAUAGGCUUACAUGCUUUUAUGAAUUACAUACGUCUUUUAAAAUAUGUUUUUAUUAUUAUGACGAUAACACUGAUGCCUCUCCUAUUUGAUAUCUAGACUUUUAUCUAAAAUUCAAAAUGCCCUCUUUAUUAGUCAUCAGUCGUGGUGUAUAUUAAAAUUAGAUACGUUUGUACAAUAUCUAUUACCUUCCUUUUUAACUUAAACGUUAUUUUUGACAGUAGACUAUACACAUUAAUAUUUGUCCUCUAUCCUCACUGUAAUUUCUACGACCGCUAUUGCCACAAUUCAUAUAUAUUUCUCGUGUAUAUGUAUGUAUAUAUACGGAUGUGUUUCAUUAGUAUACAAAUAUAUACGUUUCGAUGAAUUUGCACUUAUAAGAAAGAAUAGAGAAAUAUAUAGUUACUCCACUAUUUGUGUCAUUUACUACAGAUUUAAGUAAUCUCAGAAUGAGGAAUUGUAAAAUAUAUUUUUUUCUUGGUAUUUAUGAUUACCUAUGUGCUAACAAGUAGCACAUAGGUAAAAAAAGCAGAUAAAUGUGAUGAAAUUGAUAGUUGUCCGAAGAUAAAAAUAGAAAAUAAAAAUUGGAGACUAAAGGUCUUAUAUUAUAAACUAAAUCGAAAAUACUGCAAAACAGCUACCGAGUCGGCCAACCACAACCAGCAGUUGAAGAACUACGGUGACAAUCAAGUGACCUGUUUCUGCCUUUCUGCAUAGCUGCCGACCUGAGUGUCCUCUGACCUCGAGAGGGGGACGUUAUCUCCUUGGAGAACACUCGUGAACCGACAAACACGAGCAAGUGUCAAUAAACACCUGUUAACUUUUCCCGAAGCUGUGGUUUUGAUCUUGGAUCCUUCAACGUGCGAGUCAGAGACGAUACCGAUGCUGCCACCAAUACCUAAAGAAAUGGUCAGAAAUCGGGUGUUUUAUACUUCCAACUCCGUUUCAGACACGACGCAGCUCAAUAUAGUAUGUAAAGUAGGUAGUUCUCUAUUGCACAUUUCAAUGAUAACUAAAGGGUCAUUAUUCAAAGAAAGCGUAUAAUUAACAUAGAUAAAAAAAAAAAAAAAAAAAAUCAAACAAGCGUUACUGUUUUCGAAGUUAUUGCCAUUGUCUGUUGCUUUUUUAUUUUACGUUUGUUAUUAUUUUUAUUAUAUUGUUAUUCCUUGA